AUGGCUGCACAAAAUGCUGCUCCAUUGGUCUGGAUCGACUGUGAGAUGACCGGUCUGGACUACAACAACGACGAGAUCAUCGAGAUAUACUGCUUGAUCACCAACGGCAACCUUGUACUGGUCGACACAGAGGGCUGGGGAACAGUCGUCCACCAGCCCCAGGCACGCAUGGACCAGAUGGAUGAGUGGUGCACGCGGACUCAUGGUGAGACCGGACUCACAGCGGCCGUCGUAGCCUCAGACGUCACUCCGGAGCAAGCCGCGGACGGGCUGCUGGCCUACAUCAAGAAGCAUGUCCCCCAACCGCGCACCGCCAUCCUCGCCGGCAACAGCGUCCACGCCGACCGCGCAUUUCUCAUGCGGGAGCCAUACCGGAAGGUCGUGGACCACCUGCACUACCGGAUCCUCGACGUCAGCAGCCUGAAGGAGGCAACGAGGAGGUGGUCGCCCCGGGCGUUGGAGAAUGCGCCGGCCAAGAAGACGCUGCACAAGGCCAAGGAUGACAUCCUCGAGAGCAUCGAGGAAGCCAGGUUCUACAAGGAGGCCGUCUUCGAGAGGAGAUGA
Molecule: messenger RNA, 564 nt
Organism: Diaporthe citri
Lineage: Eukaryota; Fungi; Ascomycota; Sordariomycetes; Diaporthales; Diaporthaceae
Exons: 2
Coding region: 1-564 (187 amino acids)
Cellular component (GO): mitochondrion
Molecular function (GO): 3'-5'-RNA exonuclease activity; nucleic acid binding
Source: RefSeq, a predicted model, not a curated record